CUCAAAACACUUUAACACACUGCUACACAUUCUCUCCCUUACCAAAUCCCACACCCAGACUAGAGAGAGAAACAAUAAAAAAAACUCUCUACAUUUCUCCUCUCUCUCUCUUUCUCUCUCUUUCUCUAACAAUGGCGAGUCGAUUACAAUCCCAUCAGCUUCCAAGCGGACUCUACGUUUCAGGCAAACUCGAGCAACCCAAAGAGACACGACCACCGACAAUGGCGGCUCGUGCUAUGCCUUACACCGGCGGCGAUAUCAAGAAAUCCGGCGAGCUCGGAAGGAUGUUCGACAUCUCCUUCGCUGAUCCCACUUCGUUCCACGGCGGCGGAACAGCCAGACCGCCGCCGACACGUGUCCACUCCUCCUCCGCAUCUUCUUCGAACCCCAACAGUGGACCCGUCCGAUCCGGAUCCCAAUCGGGUCCAGUUAGAAAGUCCUCAGGUCCUCUCUCCCAGCUUCAACCAACCGGUUUAAUCACCUCCGGGCCGCUAAAUUCCUCGGGUCAAAUCGGGUCCGGGUCAAGGAGGUCAGGUCCGUUGGAUCAUCAUCACCAAACGAGUAAUCUAAGGCCGUCGACCAAACCCAAAUACGGAUCUGCUGUUACGGUUUUGAACUCUGACCCGGUUCGGGUCGGGUUCAAAGUACCAAGGGCUCUGAUUUGGGCGGUUGUUGUAGUUGCAGUGACUGCGUUACUAAUUGGAACGUUCUUAGCAGUUGCGGUGAAGAAGCCAUUGAUUAUUGUGGCGAUUGCGGCGGCGAUUUUUCCGGCCGCCGUAGUUUUUGUGUGGAACUGUGUCUGGAGAAGAAGAGGGUUGUUGGGUUUCAUCAAGAACCAUCCAAAUGCUGUUCUUAGAGGCGCCAUUGAUGGACAGUUAAUCAAGGUUACAGGAGUUGUAACAUGUGGAAGUACCCCGCUUGAGUCUUCAUACCAAAAGAUACCGAGAUGUGUUUACGUAUCUACAGAGUUGCAUGAGCACAAAGGGUGGUCAUGGGGAUCUAGACAUGCCGAGAGAUAUGUUUCGGAUUUUUACAUCUCUGACUUUCAAUCUGGAUUGAGAGCACUUGUUAAAGCUGGAUACGGAUCAAAAGUUUCUCCGUUUGUCGUACCGGAGACAGUAGCUAAUGUAACCUCACAGACUAAGGAUUUAUCUCCAAGCUUUCUACAAUGGUUGGCGGAUCGUAGCCUUUCCAACGAUAGCCGUGCCAUGCGUCUCAAAGAAGGAUACAUAAAAGAAGGGAGCACCGUAAGUGUGAUGGGAAUGGUGAGGCGUCAUGACAACGUUCUGAUGAUCAUUCCUCCUGCAGAAUCAGUCGCCACUGGCUGCAAAUGGUGGCAUUGCCUCUUCCCAGCUUAUGUGGAAGGCCUUAUCAUUACAUGUGACGAGAAUCAGAAUGUUGAUGUCGUUCCUGUCUGAAAUUCAUAUACAUAAUUACGUAUGCUUUGCUUAUCUAUUAUAUUCUGUAGAUCCUAUAUAUAUAUAUAUGUUGUAUAGCCAAGAAUUAGGCCCUAAGAGAGAAAAUAUGAAAAAGGAAACCAUGUAAUGUCAUCAUAUGAGUUUUUUUUGCCUCUUUUGAUGGGGUUAUGUUCUGUGUACGUUAUAAGCUUCAAAUGUAAAUUUGAAUUUCUCUAGCA
Messenger RNA from Raphanus sativus (radish), 1636 nucleotides. RefSeq lists its product as uncharacterized. The coding region runs from base 132 to 1418 and encodes 428 amino acids. The transcript has 4 exons. Lineage: Eukaryota; Viridiplantae; Streptophyta; Magnoliopsida; Brassicales; Brassicaceae. The record is from RefSeq and is a predicted model, not a curated record.